Molecule: messenger RNA, 441 nt
Organism: Adineta steineri
Lineage: Eukaryota; Metazoa; Rotifera; Eurotatoria; Adinetida; Adinetidae
Source: the annotation of a GenBank genome assembly
UUGUAUGAUCCAUCAACAGGUAUUUGGACAACUACUAGUAACAUGACUAAUGCAAGAACUGAGCAUACAGCAUGUGCAUUAUCAAGUGGAAAAAUAUUAGUUACUGGUGGAGCUGGUAUUAGUGGUGCUUUGAAUAGUGCUGAACUGUAUGAUCCAUCAACAGGCACUUGGACAACUACUAGCAACAUGGUUGCUACACGAUACUGGCACACAGCAUCUUUAUUAUCAAAUGGAAAAGUGUUAGUUACUGGUGGAUGGAAUGGUAAUAUUGUUUUAAAUAGUACUGAGCUGUUUGAUCCAUCAAUAGGUACUUGGACAACUACUAGUUACAUGACUGAUGUACGACAAUUUCACACAGCAUCUGUAUUAUCAAGUGGAAAAGUAUUAGUUACUGGUGGUUGGAAUGGUACUAAUGCUAUAAAUAAUGCAGAAUUAUAUUAA